This is a messenger RNA of Hevea brasiliensis (rubber tree), 1208 nucleotides long. Its product is annotated as protein RGF1 INDUCIBLE TRANSCRIPTION FACTOR 1. The transcript has 4 exons. The coding region runs from base 135 to 815 and encodes 226 amino acids. Gene Ontology annotation, molecular function: zinc ion binding. The record is from RefSeq and is a predicted model, not a curated record. Lineage: Eukaryota; Viridiplantae; Streptophyta; Magnoliopsida; Malpighiales; Euphorbiaceae.
AUAUCACCCUUUUUCUUAAUCUUAGCACUUUUUUUCCUCUUUUCUGCUUUCUUUUAUGCACAACCAAUCUCUUCCCACAGAUUGAAUCACUCAUCCUUACACACUAGGAACAACCCAUUCUUUAACCAAAGGAAAUGGUAGGAUGCAAACUUUAUAUAAAGAAGAAAGCGGAUUGGUUGAGUACACUAUUGCAGAGCAAAUUCUUUAGUUCUUGUAAUGAUCAUCAAGAACUGAGAAAGAAUGAGAAAAAUGUGUUCUGUAUAGAUUGUAAUCUUGAAUUUUGUAGGCAUUGUGUGAAAGCUCAUUGCCUCCAUCGCCAGCUUCAGAUCUGCAAGUACGUCUAUCAUGAUGUUGUAAGGCUUCAAGACAUUCAGAAACAUCUCGACUGCUCUAAAAUUCAGACGUACAAGAUCAAUGGAGAAAAGGCUGUGCACUUGAACCCCAGACCUCAAUCCAAAGAUUCAAAACCAUCAACCAAAGCAAAAUUUGGUGCUUCCUGUGAAUCAUGUGGGAGAUAUCUACAAGACUUGCCUAAUCGCUUUUGCUCUAUUGCAUGCAAGGUGUCAGCCGCAUCAGUGAAUCCAAAAGACCAAAACCAUAAAAUGAUCACCUUCUCAAUUCAAGAAUUCUCAGAGCUUUCAUGGAAGGAAAAUUACAAUCAAGAAGAAAGGCAUUCAAAUGAAGAGAACGAAUCAUCCCUUUCAUUGACCGGUAUAUAUGAGGAGGAAACUCAAGGAUGGCUGAAUUCAGCAUUGAAGCCAAGGAGACAAUUGCACAAAAGGAAAGGAAUCCCACGCAGGGCUCCUCUUUGUUAAUUCCAAAAAUCUUUUCUGUCUUUCUCCUGUCAAUCAUAUUUUAUCUAUAUACAAUUUUGGCUCAUGUGAAGAAGGUACGCAUUUAAUUAAUUAAUAAGACCACAGCUAUAAUAAUCCUUAAAUUCUCUAAACCCAAGUCUUUAGUAGUCCCCAUUUUGGCAUUCAAAAGAAAAAAAAAAUUGGAUUAAUUAGUUGAAAUGGAGGAGAAAAGAACAUUUCUUGAGGCUUGUACAGAAUGAGUCAUGGGGCGUAUAGAAAUUGGAGUAUUUUUGUAUCUAUUUGAUGGGAUCUCAUCAGUUCUGUUCUUUUCUUUCUGGAAAUUUGUUAUCUCCUUGGUUGUUAAAUUGGAUAUUCCUCUUCACAAUACAAUUUCUAUACUGUUCUUCCCUUCAA